AUGGACCAAACACACUCCCGGGCCCUGGAGGCUCUACAGCCCUUCAUUGCCCUCGCCACAUCCAACAGCGCAACUUCCCCGCGCUUCGUCGCCAAUAUCGUCACAAAUGCGACCAGCAGCCCCCAAACAUACGUCUUCGCCGAGUUGCUCGAGACGCCGACCAUCCAAGCCCUAGCGGCCCCCGAUACCCCCGCAGAGUACCAAGCCUACCUGAAGCUGCUGGAGAUCUUUGCUUGGGGUACAUGGCAGGAUUAUCAAGAAUCCCGCGGGACGUUCGAAACAGCCACCCCUAACCUGCCCAAACUGAGCAGCGAGCAAUCCCAAAAACUCCGUCUUCUCUCCCUCCUCUCCCUCGCCUCAACCACAAAACCCCUCACAUAUCAAAGCCUUAUGGACGCCCUCUCUCUCUCCACUACCGCCGAGCUCGAAUCCCUCGUGACGGCCGCCAUCUAUGCCAAUCUUAUCUCCGCGCGCUUGUCCCCCGCCUCCAUCCCACCAACCGUAGACGUCAGUUCCGUCGCCCCUCUCCGCGAUGUGCAACCGCAGUCCCUUCCGAAGAUGAUCGCCCUCCUCACAGAGUGGGAGGCCCGGUGUGGCGCCGUCAUCGCGGACCUCGAGGCCGAAGUCGUGCUCGUCAAGACCAACGCUGCGAAGCGGCACGCGAAAGAACAGGAGCAUGAGCGGCUUUUGGAGGAAGCCACAAAGCGCCGCCAGAGUGCAGUGGGGCUUGAUAGUACCGCGGGCGCCGGCAAUGGACGAGCCGGUAAGGCUGCCGGUGUCGGGCGGCGACUGGGAGGACGGCUGGGGCUAGGGAUGGGUGGUAACAAGCGCGAGGCGGACGACAUUGACGUCGAUGACGGGUUCGCGUCCGGGGACAACGGGGAGUCUGGCUCGCGCAUGGACAUCGAUGAAGGCGCGGGGUCAUCGCGGGGGAGCAGUAGCAGACAUUCAAAGCGGAUACUGGGGCGCAAGACUUGA
Molecule: messenger RNA, 978 nt
Organism: Penicillium macrosclerotiorum
Lineage: Eukaryota; Fungi; Ascomycota; Eurotiomycetes; Eurotiales; Aspergillaceae
Product: COP9 signalosome complex subunit 7
Exons: 2
Coding region: 1-978 (325 amino acids)
Cellular component (GO): COP9 signalosome
Source: RefSeq, a predicted model, not a curated record